Loxodonta africana (African savanna elephant) is the source of this 10480-nucleotide messenger RNA. It is a transcript of the gene CALN1, whose product is annotated as calneuron 1. Gene Ontology annotation, cellular component: trans-Golgi network membrane. Gene Ontology annotation, molecular function: calcium ion binding. Bases 1 to 786 code for a protein of 261 amino acids. Lineage: Eukaryota; Metazoa; Chordata; Mammalia; Proboscidea; Elephantidae. The record is from RefSeq and is a predicted model, not a curated record. The transcript has 6 exons.
AUGCGGCUGCCCGAGCAAUCCGGAGAGGGGAAGCCUGAGAAUGAGGAAAAGGGGGACCAAGAAGCCCCCUCAGGGGGCAAGGAGCCAUCGCGAAGCCAGGCCCCCAACUUCCCCACUUGGCAAAAGAUGCCAUUCCACCAUGUGACCGCCGGCCUGUUGUAUAAGGGGAAUUACCUCAACCGGUCUCUGUCUGCAGGCAGCGACAGCGAACAGCUUGCUAACAUCUCCGUGGAGGAGCUCGACGAAAUCCGCGAGGCCUUUCGAGUUCUGGACCGCGACGGGAACGGCUUCAUCUCCAAGCAGGAGCUGGGCAUGGCCAUGCGUUCUCUGGGGUACAUGCCGAGCGAGGUGGAGCUGGCCAUCAUCAUGCAACGCCUGGACAUGGACGGGGAUGGUCAGGUGGAUUUUGAUGAGUUCAUGACCAUUCUCGGCCCCAAGCUGGUGUCUUCAGAAGGUCGCGAUGGUUUUCUUGGGAACACAAUCGACAGCAUAUUCUGGCAGUUUGACAUGCAGAGGAUAACUCUGGAAGAGCUGAAGCACGUUCUCUAUCACGCCUUCCGGGACCACUUGACAAUGAAGGAUAUUGAAAACAUCAUCAUCAAUGAGGAGGAAAGCCUGAACGAGACCUCGGGGAACUGCCAGACAGAGUUUGAAGGAGUGCAUUCCCAGAAACAGAACCGGCAAACCUGCGUCCGGAAGAGCCUCAUAUGCGCCUUCGCCAUGGCCUUCAUCAUUAGCGUCAUGCUGAUCGCGGCCAAUCAGAUCCUGCGGAGCGGCAUGGAGUAGCAACCUUCGGCCACACUGUGUUCCCAGCCCACCGCAUGUGCAUGGCCCGCGGCCACACUUCCUUCCUCCACAACAGCAGACCUGGACAACGGACGCAGACGGGGAUGGAGGGCCGCUUCGGGACAGAGCCCCAGGCUGCAGUGUGACUGCUCUUGCAAAUCCACGUCAUCUCCUUGGCAGGGACACAAAAGGGCUGUCUUCAAUGCUUUAAUGGUUUUGUUUCCUAAUGCAAUAAAUACCCAGGAGUUCCCAGUGAUUGCUUCAACCCCUGGUGGUGACUCCCAGGAGGAACUCCAUUUUCCUUGCGGAAUUCCAGUGGCAAUCUGGGUCGGUGGUCGAAGAGAGCGAGCGGGAGGUGUGGACACGCGGUCAUCUCCACGUCCCUUCUCGGAGCCCAGGGGUUAACAGGAGGACCUACCCUGAGGUCAAGCUCAACCCCAAGAGGCUGACUUUGGGGUCACUCCAGAAAGUGGGGCCUUCCAUCUCGCCCUGGCUGCCUUCACCCACCCGGGGGAGCCCCCUCAGGGCGCGAGGGGAAGGCCAUCGAGUGGGGUGCCACACAGGCGGUCUGCAGCGGCGCCCCCAGUUGCUUCCGUUUUUACUGCCUUUUCUCCAGGACCCUUGCCGGCGCAGUGGGGGAGCUCUCGGCUUCCGUUGGCACUCGGCUUUCUGUCCCCAGAGCCCAUCAUCUCGCACCAGCAUUUCGGAGUCUGCAGAGAGCCUUCCUCCCAGCUUAGCUGCCCCUGGGCGCCGCCUUCGGCUCCUUCCUGUGUGACAUCAUCCCUCUCUAACCAUUGACUCCCAUACAAGCUUGGCCUCUCACCCUCACCCCCACUUCUUUAAGGGAGGGCGAGGGAGGUAGGGGGAGCGAGGGGGUGAGGCUGACAGUGAGGAGGUGUUUGCAGCCCGGGAAGGGAGUGUGCGUACAUCUUCCUGCCAGCGAACCACCCUAAGCUGGUCCUCCUGCAGCUGACCCUUUUCUCAUAGUCCAGUUUGCUCUGUUAGUCUUCCCCAGCUGAAAAGAGAACUAUAAGCCAAAGUGGAAAGAUGCCAAUGGCUAUACUUACAGUAUCUCCUGCUGUCAGAUUCUGCAAAUGACUUAUUUUCAGAAGGUGGGGGAAAAGGUUUAAAAGGGAUAGGUCACUCACCUGUGCCUGCAGGACGCUUCCGUGGGGGCCAGGAACUGAAUCCCCUGGUCUGUUCUCAGCGCCACCUCCUUCUGUAAUUUCCCAGCUCUCCCCAGAUGCCCUAUCAGUCACCACCGUUCAUCCGAGCCUGUGCAGCCAUGGUGUGACCAGCCAGGAAUUUCUGGAUGUAAACUUUCCCUUCGUGCGUCUCAAGCUCAGGUCUUUUUUUCUGUAAGGGCAUUGUCCCACCUGGUUUCUUUUGAUUGCAUCCUAAAGCUGCUGGUUUUCCCCUCUCUCCCAGUAUCAAGGCCCGGGAAUCUUCCCUCUCUCCAUGCCAGUGGGUAGGUGUUUUGGUGCCGUUUGUGUUCCUGGCCCCUUCCUCAAGCCCACCCCCAACCCCACUGCCUUCUUAGACAUGGAGCACCCAAAGUCUCCUUCUAGAGUCUUCUUCCUCUUCCCCUCUGCAAGCAAUCCCCCAGGCUACUCCACGUGGAGGUGACUGGAGGAGCUUUCCCGCAUGGGGAAGCCCAAACAUUCUUGAUGAGCACAAGUAAAACUAGGGUUCGAGCCAUAGUAUGAAGGGAGGAGGGGAAGGUGUGAGCUCCCAAGGGUGGGGGGCAGGGGAGGCCUUAUGUGAAAAUGCUGAGAGCCCCUUGACGUCCGACAUCCUGGCCAAGGACGGCAGCAGCUGCCUUUCUCAGACCCCUGCCCCUUCCCUGUGCAGACACCACACCUGCCUCUCCUGUCUCUCCCAGCUGACCCACCAUGCUUCCCUCAGGAUUGGAAUCACAAACUAGAACAGGUCCAAACGCAGAAUAUUAAUCGACCCGACAUCUCUCUCAUUUCUCACUGUCCAUGGUGGUUUGCUCUCUCUGGACUGGACUUUGGUGAGAGAGCACAAACCUCAUAAGGACCUGCUUCCCUAUCUUUAGCUGACCCCUGAGCCACAGACCACAGCCUCCUGGUGCAGGGAUGCAGGACCUGACCCUGGAGACCCAGGGACGCUGCAAGGAGCCCUGCCACGAGAAGGGAGUUGCUAUGCCGACGGUGAGGCUUGACUCCAGGGCAGAUCAUGAGGCCUUCUCCUGAGUCAGCUCUUCCGCAAGUGCUGCUGCGCCCACUGGAGAUGAGGACCAGAGGGUGUAAGGGUUAGAUUUCCCUGAAAAAGAUAUUAGCCACUGGGCUGGUGUGGGGGAUAAAAUUUCCCGAGAAAGUAUCCUUCCCUCCCCCAACCCCCUCCCAGUGUCCGGAAGCAAGCCCAUAGUGCCCAGGAGAAGUGUAGCAGACUGCAUCUCUGUGGUGUUGCUAGGGGUAUAGGGUGAGAAGAAGUCCAUAGGAUUCUUUUUGAUGGCCCAGAAGCUAACGUUCCACCAUGGUGACCUCACACGUGGUCCCCAGGGGACACAGCAUGUGAGGACAGCACUGAGCUAGUGGCAUUCCUUAGACAUGGGGAGCUAGGUGUUUGUCACAUGACUUGCACCCUUGUGGUCUAUUGAAGGUGUUGGCUUCUUUGUUUGGCAGCAUAAGAUGCUGACUUCCCAUGGACCCUGGACCCACAGCCGACUCCCAGUCCUGUCCACAGAAAUGCUAGUCAGCAUCCUCAUCACAGGAGGUCCUGUCUCCACGCCCCAGGUGGUGGCACCCUCUACAGGAAUGUCCCCACGCCCCAGAUGGCCCCAGGUGGUGGCGCCCUCUACAGGAAUGUCCCCAUGCCCCAGAUGGCCCCAGGUGGUGGCGUCCUCUACAGGAAUGUCCCCACGCCCCAGAUGGCCCCAGGUGGUGGCGCCCUCUGUAGGAACUGAGAGGGAGGAACCACGGCCAGCCCUCACUCCAGCAAAUAGAUUUAGCAACCAGUGGCCUUUGCUGCCAGCCCCAGGGGAUCUGCUGAGUGUAUUGGUGACCCCAGCCCAGCUCAAUCCUGCAGCACAAACCGGUGUCCCCAGACUGCCGCAGUGAUGAACAGAGAAGCAGACCCUGACCCUGCACCCCCUCCCAAGGAAGUUCUGUCCCCUCAUCCAGCUGCAGACAGAGCCCCCAAGCAGGACCCCACAUUGGAACCGUUAGUAGUGGCUUCCAGACUGUGCGGGGGUCCCAUGUGAUCAAUCUGUGCGGGGGGGGGGGUUGCCAUGGCAACCCUUGCCUUCCACCCUGAGAUUGCCAAGACUCGCAAAAAUAAGGGACAUGUUCUCCAAGAAUGCUCCGGUUCUGCCGGUUGCAACCUGAGUCCCUGCAUUCAUUUCCUGUCGGCAGGGGAAACUGCCCGCCAGGAAGCUGGUGGGUUUCUCCACCUUUUCCUCUCGGGUUUGCGCUCGUCUUUCCAGUUACUCAGGAGAACAGCGGCUACCUGUAAGCCUGGUACGAUCCUCCUCACUCCCACUCAUCCCCACCUCCCAGGGCUCAGAGAUAGUGCCCCUUAAUCCGGGCUGAAAAGGUAGAAAUAUCAUCUGGAAGGCAAAAAAGAUUUUGAGCCUCCACUCUUUGAAAGCAUCCGUUUGCCUCUCUGGAAUCUCCCCCAGCAAGCCAGAAGUGUGAACGGGAGUGAAUGGAGGUUUGCAUGUGGUCUUUGACAAUCCGGGUGGUUUCAGAAGUUCCUAGGUGUUUUAUCUGAGAGAAAAAAUGUGUACUGUGAGUUUUCUUCCUUGAUACAUGGCUCUUAGUCCAGCUGACACAUGGCAAAUGGUCAGCCAUCAGUCUGAUGAAUGAUCAGCUAAUCCUGUGGUUAUUUGAAAGAACCCAGUGAAAGACGGGAAGCUUGUUUUAUACUAUCCCUCCCCACCCUCCCUUCACAGAAUCAUAAAGCAAUAUAUCUGAGAACUGGGGAGAGAAAAAUGUAUCUUUUAUUCCAAAUGCCUCCUGCUAGGCUUAAGUCCAGACUCAGGUCAGAAACCCAAGAGAGUUUGGUACCUUGCUCUUAACCUGAAGCUAGCAGCCUUCUUGGGAGCAUACAAGAGCCUGGCCAAAGGUGAGCUGGCCUGGCCUGGCCACGUGUGGCUGCGUGCCCUGAAGUCCUGUUUCUGCCAAGCCCUGGCUUUCCACGCCGCCAAAGCUGCUGGGCUUCACUUCUCCCACCUGGAGGUCUCCAACCAUAGUGGUCAAACCAUGUGGUCAAACCACGAUGGAGGUUGCUGUACUGCACUGACCCGUAGUGACUGUGUUAUUCAGCCUGUUCCACUGAGAUAUAGGGAGGUCUGGAACCCCACUGCAAGGAGGGGCCCCUUUAUUUCCAAGGCCAUGAUGAUACCAGGUAAACUGAGAUUAUGUUCUAGACAUUGGUUGUGCUAGUAAGAAGACAGCAGAGCUGCCUUCCUUGGAGAACAUGGGUCUGAAAUGACCUCAGAUCAAAACUUCCUUGUUGGCCCCUUCCAUGAUCCUCAUGGGGCCAAAAGUCUGUAACCUAAAGGCCAUGCCACAGCCAUCCUCCCACACCAGCUCCCCCAGAAUGGAAAGAUCUAUCAGAAAUAGAAAAGAAGCCGUAUUCAGCAGCUAGGGGUUUCGAUUUGAAUUAUUUAAAGUGAUAGCCAAACAGAGGAGGAUUUGGGCUGACCCCGUCUCCAUGACAAUUCAAAUGUCAGCACUGUUCAGCCUCCCUUCACACUUCCUCUGACUAAGCCGCUGAGGGGACUGGCCUCAGCUUCGUAGCCUGGCUGUAGACAGUGGGUUUGGAGGAAUAAGGUCAAGUACACAAACCAGCUGAGCACAUCUCUUAGUAUCCAAUGCUCACUGCCAAGACUCAUGGUCAUUUCAAGAGCUACAGUGUCUACUUCCAAUUAAUUUGGGACCCUGCUCAUAUGGUCUCAAGGGGCAUGAUGAUAAUUCUCAAAAAGUGCUCAAGGCAAAAUGAAUGUGAUUCAGUUGAUAUGCAAUAUGGCCACGAGAAGGAAAGACUCUGAAACUGGAGAGGAGUUGCCCAGCCCCAUACCCCUUACCCCUCCCUUGGGCAGCUUAUCCAUUGAGCAGACCCAAUAAGCAAGGCAUAGCUCUAUCCACCUCUUAGCUUGGACGUGAUGGGUUGGCUUUUCAAAACAGUGCUCCUCCCAUUGUUAGAAGUGGUUGUCCGAGUAAGAAGGGUGCAGAGGCUGGAAUUUUCCAGUGGAGUGGAAGAGCAGGCUAAUUAGAAAGGAAUCUUCCAGGGAAUUCAGAACUCAGCUGCAAUGCUGCUCCAUCCCUGGGCCUGAGAGAGAAAAAGGAAGUUUGUAAAGGACUCCAGAUGCUGACCUCUCAGUGUUUUCCCUGUGUGUCUGACCUACUUUCUGAACAUACGGGGGAUUGAGUGCCACAGGGCUACCCAUCAACCUGAUCCAAAUGACAUGCUCUGCAAGUUUUAAGAGGAGCCUGCUAGCUCGCCUUUCCUUUGAGGAUGCUGACCUCUGCCCAGCCCAAAAGGCCUUUCCGGGGCUUCGGUCUGGGCGGGCUCAGACCUGUUGAGCAGAGACUAGAGAGCAGAUCCGAUAGCCAGAAGUGUGGCCAACCCUGUCAGCUGGGAAGGGCACAGGAGGGAGGGCUCCAGGAGCCUCAGCCACCCCCACUAGCCGGGUCAUUCCGAAUGUCUUCCCUCCCUGCCUCUGGUUUCUCAUCUCUAAAGCCGGAAGGAAGGUAAACCAGAUAUUCCAAACAGCCUGCCCAUCGUGACACUCUGUUUGUCUCAAACAAAUCAGAAUAAAUGCCCACUACUGAGAAGCUCCCUAUUCCCCCCCAAGGAUCAGGCUCAGGACCGGCGGUUUCGGUUUCUUUUUUAACACACGUCCCAAGAGGCAGUUGUGAUAAACCAUCUAGUUUCUGUCGAUGGAACAAUGCAAAUUGGUUUCUGUCAAGUUUGCCGGCAAGAGGCUUUGUUUACUCCCUGAGGUCUUGCUGAAUCAAGGGAGCAUCUAUGAUGAUGGGCACUGUGUCUUUGUCUUUGCCAGCGUGAGAAUUAAAGGGGUCACUUCACCACAGAGGCCGUGAAUCAAAGUCCCUGAAUAAAUAGAGUGGAACAAAGCCAGAUUCCAGGAAACAAUACUUGCUUCUCCUUCUGAGAAAGCUAACUGGAAGCUGUGGACUCAAGAGCACAAUUUCCGGUCGUUUCUUUCUUUCCUUUUGUUUUGGUCCCUGGAGCAGCAGUCCCAGUAGAUGUGAUAGUGGUUUGUAAUUAUUGGUAACACUGCAGAAGGAAGAGUGUUGCCAUCUUUGGUGACCAUCACGAAUUAGGUGAAGUCCAGGGAGAUCAGGCGCCUGUCAUGGUCAUUCGGAAGGCUGAUGAGGGAUACUGAAUACAAGUGCCUGCUUUAAAUGGCGACCCAGGCAUGACUAGGGGGAGAGAGCACAAGAGAGGACCCACAAAGUCUCCCUCCCUUCUGCCCCAUGCCGACAUAAGCUCCUAGGUCUUUGUCCUACCCGCCCUCUUCCUGAAGCAGACAGAGGCCCCAGUCAUGGGUGUUAUCACAAGCCCUUCCGUUCUUCCCUGGAAAGCCCAGAUUGUCCAGGAAAGGGCCCUCUCUGCUCCCAGUGGACCUUGGUACAGGCCAUUGUCUCUCAGCUCUCUCCAAGGGAACAGAAUAUUCUUUCUGACCUGAAAAUCAGGUCCCCGGGGUCCUUAAAUGGCUUCAUAGUGGGGUUUGGUUUUUCUCCCCCAAUCCUAACUCCAGGAAGAAGCUGUUUCUCCAAGGACUAACCAAAGACAGUGCCCUUGGAGGGGCAACAGAAGAGAGAAAGUCUGUUCAGGCAGCGGGUUGGCACGCCAUCAUCUGCUGGGGUCAUCAUGAUCCUAGGGGUCGUCGUACUUGAGAUAUGAGUUGUUUCUCAAAGCACAGCAGUAAAUGACUGGAUGCCCCCAGCCUGCUGGGUGGAAAUUGGAGCACAGAUGAAGACUUUAUGAUCAGGACGUUUGGAGCUUGGUAGCUUCACGGCCAGCAUGGGCAUGGGCCACUAAGAGUGAAAUUUUGGAUCAUAUCUUCCUGUUUAUCUCACUUGCUUUCCAUUGUUUUCAUUCUGUAUUAGUUGGUGAUUUCUGCUAUUCAGCGUCGCGAGAGUCUGCAGACUAGGUGAAAGAAAAAUCUUUAUAUAAAAUGUAAAUACUAAUAUAAAUUAACUGGGCAUGCAAACCACGGAUCAAAUGAAGUAUAUAUUAUUAACAUGUUAUCUUAGUGUAUAAAGGAAAACUGGCUGCCAUAUUUACCAGAUGUUUUCUCUAACCAAACUCAUCUGUAAAUAUAUAAUCUAUAUAAAAAAGUCUAAUUUACCAUUAUUUAUGCAAUAGAAAAAAAAAUAAAAGUUCUUUUUUUUUCUUUCUUUUGAUGAGAGAUUCAGUUCAUUACCUGUGGUUUGGUUUCAAAUGGGUCAUUUAAUUCAGUCCUGUGACCCAGGCUGGCAACCAGGUCGGCUCAGGGGAAGUGCCAGCAUCACCCCCUCCGAGAAGCGGCAGGUGAGAAACAGUCAGGGGGUCUGUGGUGAGGUGGGACCGUGGGGGGAGAUGACUGGCAGCAGGAAAACAAGCCUACCACCGAGCAUACGGUGAGAAACAUGAGCCAUCCUCUGCCUGGGGAGCAGCCAGUACGAUGAAGAAAGCUUUGCAGGCACCCAAGCUAAUGGCGUCAUCCUUUUGGGAUUCCGUUUGCCAAGUUUUCCUGACAUUACCAUUCAGGUAGUGCAUAGCUUUUCAUUUUUUAGAAUUUUUUUUAUGGUAUUUGAGCUUCUUGGGUAUAGGAAAAGAUGUUGUUGGUAUGGUGGGUGCCAUGGAGUCAAUUCUGACUCACAGCGACCCCAUAUGACUGAAUGAACUGCCCUGUAGGGUUUUCUUGGCUGUAAUCUUAUGGAGACAGAUCGCCAGGUCUUUCUUCCUCAGGGCCACUGGGUGGGCUCAAACCACCAACCCUUCAGUUACCAGAUGAGUGCUUAACAGUCUGCACCACCAGGGCAUUCCUUAACACAUGUGUGUUGUAAUUGUAUGUGCCAUCUCCACGGUGAAGGUGGUACAGGACCCAGCAACAUCUCCUUCUGUUGUAUAAAGGUCUCUGUGAGUCAGAGCCAACUCAACAGCAGCUAACAACGACAUAAUCAUACGAGGAAGAAAGACCUAGUGACGUCCUUCCAAAAAUUAGCUAGUGAAAACCCUACAGAUCUCAACAGAGCAUCGUCUGAUACAGGCGGAAGAUGUGCCCCUAGGCUGGAAGGCACUCAAAAUACACAGGGGUCGCAGCAAUAGACUCGAGCAGACCAGUAAUCACGAAGGUGGUGCAGGACCAGGCAACAGUUAUUCUGUUGUGCGUGGGGUCACCAUGAGUUGGAGCCAGCUCAGUGGCAUCUCACAACAACAUAAUCACACGGUGUUAGAUAUGAUUAUAGGCUUUCUGGAUGGUGGAACACAACACAUAUUACAGUGGCAGAAAUAGCUGUUGUUAGGUGCCAUCAGGUCAGUUCCAACACAUAGCGACCCUGUAGGACAGAGUGGAACUGCUCCGUAGGGUUUCCAAGGAGGGGCUGGUGGAUUUGAACUGCUGACCUUUUGGUUAGCAGCCUGAGCUCUUAACCACUGAGCCACCAGGGCAAGUUAAGUGACAAGACUAAGAGGGCUAGAUUAGAUCCUGGCCUAAUUUGGACCAGAAUUUUGGCCUCCACUCUCCAAGAAUGAGGAGGCAUCUCACAAUUUCCUCACUUUCCAAAAAUGUGACCACACAUUCUUCCCAAUGUACUUAUGCCAAAAAUCUGAGUCUUGACUUACGGUCUGACAGACAUUAGUGAAGCCCCGAGAGUAUGGCCCCCAGACACCCUUUUAACUCAGUACUGAAGUCACUCCUGAGGUUCACCCUUCAGCCAAAGAUUAGACAGGCCCAUAAAACAAAUACUAAUACACUUCGCUCAACCAUGUAUAGGAGUCUAAAUGGGCACACCAGCCCAGGGCCAAGGAUGAGAAGGUGGGAGGGAACAGGAAAGCUGGUAAGGGAGAACCCAAGGUCAAGAAGGGGAGAGUGUUGACAUGUUGUGGGGUUAGCAACCAACGUCACAAAACAAUAUAUGUAUUGUUUAAUGAGAAACUGAUUUGUUGUGUAAACCUUCACCUAAAACACAAUUAAAAAAACAAUCUGAGACUUUCCAUUGGUAGUGUUUCCAAGGUUUCUGAUUUGGUACCCCAUUUUAAAUGUUUUAUGUUAUCCAUCUUCUCAGAGGUGACUUGUGAAGUAAAAUCACUAAACCCAGUGCCAUUGAGUCGAUUCCGACUCAUAGCGACCCUAUAGGACAGAGUAGAACUGCCCCAUAGAGUUUCCAAGGAGUACCUGGAAGGUUUGAACUGCCGACCCUUUGGUUAGCAGCCGUAGCACUUAACCACUGCGCCACCAGGGUUUCCGUAAAACCACUAGGCAUCUGUUAUUGUUUAAGAGUUCUGACAACACAGCGUUCCAGGCAUAAAGCACACACUUUUCUCUCCAUUAAAGGAGGCCUCUGGCAAAUUCUGAGGACAGUGUUGGUUCAGUGGUAGAAUUCUCGCCUUCCAUGACAGAGACCUGGGUUCAAUUCCUGGCCAAUGUGCCUCUUGCACAGCCUCCACCCAUCUGUCAGUGGUGGCUCGUGUGUUGCCGUGAUGCUGACGAAGC